Mytilus californianus (California mussel) is the source of this 4219-nucleotide messenger RNA. RefSeq lists its product as uncharacterized. The transcript is spliced from 7 exons. Bases 1437 to 2909 code for a protein of 490 amino acids. The record is from RefSeq and is a predicted model, not a curated record. Lineage: Eukaryota; Metazoa; Mollusca; Bivalvia; Mytilida; Mytilidae.
CCACUGGAUGUGAAUAUAAACAACACUUAAUCGAAAUUUCAAAUUCUUAAAGCCAUUUUUAACUAGAUUUGUAAGACUUUGCCAUCUUUAAAUCUAAUGUUAGUCAAUUAUAUGAACGAAAGAUUAAAACGAUUCGUAUAUAGUAGUAAAAUGUUGAUGAAAAAAUGUUAAUUAUUUACUGAAAUCACCAUCGGUUUUUAGUGGGGUUCAAUUUUACCCAAGUAGCUAGAAAAUAAGCUUGCAAACCUUUAUUAUUUAAAUCAACACUGUAACGGUUUUGUGUUGGGUUCGUAUCGCCCAGUUCUAUGUUGUGUUCUGUUUACUUUUGUUUGCCUUAUGGAAAAUUUUCGUUUUUUGCUAUGGCAUUGACAUUUUUUUUUUCGACUUGAAUAUUCCUUUGGUAUCUUUCGCCUCUAUUUCACCCUAUCAAUUCAUCUGUUCUCGCUUCUUUUGGAGUUCAUGUGAUUCCCGACGUUUUGUUUGCUAUAUUUAGUCGUCUCAUGUUAAUCGAUAAACGAGAUUUAAACCACUGUAAACUACUGUCACCUAAAUUGAAAAGGAAAAAAGACAACGAUCCAACUCUUAUUUCCUGAUAUAGAAUAUAUUGUUAGGUCAAUAAUUCUCAAACCCACUGAGUACAAAUAUCAUCAAUUGGCCGAAUUUUGAAUAUGUCUCAUUGUUAUAUUGAGGAAAAAUAUUUCAAGAUAAUCGGAAAUGUUUCGUACUUAAUUAACUCAAUAAUAUUCACUGUCAUUUCCUUUUGUCAUAAUUCAAAAUUCUACUUCGAAAUAUUUCCUCAUUAUUAAUAUAAAUUUAUCACAGUAUCACAAAAUCCACUGAUUAAAUGUAAGUUUUAUAUAUCUAAACAAAUAGUGAUCCCAAGCGGACAGUCACAAAAAGAGGACAAAUUCUUAGCGGGAAGUCAUAACUCUUAAUCCAAUAAAGGCAGGAAAUUAUAUGUCCAUUACAAAAAAAAAAAAAAAAAAAAAAAAAAAAAAAAAUACAAACUUGGAAACUGACAAAGAACAUUCAUGUUCAUACAUUUUAAAAUGCCGAAGCAGUUGUCUGGUUUUACCUUCAUAACGUACGCUAAAAGCAUAAUAUUUGAAAGCAAGAAUGUACAUUACGCUAAAAGUACUAAUAAAAUUAUUAAAAACCAAGAUAGUUUAAAAAAGGGACGUCCAUACAACCUGACAAAAUCAUACACUCGUCUAUAUUAACCAAGGGAACGAAUUGAACACAACUGCUGUAUUACUCACGAGACGAGGGAAGAACUAUAUGACCAAAGGAACCUAAAAUUGUAGACAAAUUGAGGUCAACCUUGUCUGAGGUAGCUGGACACAUUAAUUGUAUAUACUAGUUAUGCAUUUUCUUUCUUUUCCUUCAGUAAUACGAACAUUAUUUUUUUAGCACCGAAUGUCAUAAUUCUAAUAGAAAUGCAGUUUGAACUGUUGAUGUGUUUAUUACUUCAUAUUUCAAACGGUAAUAAGACAUUUGUAAAAGAAUACACCACAGCUAAAAUCACAUGUCCUUUAAAACUGACUGAGAAGGAUAAUGUUUCAUGGUAUUAUGAAGAAUCAAAACCAAUUGUUAUAAUGAAUGUCAUUAAUCCUGAAUUCAAAUUCAAGUAUAGUAUCAAUAGUGCAUUAAAUGAAGGAAAGUCCAGCUUAAACAUUUACAAUUUCACUAAGAGUAAUGAGGGAAAGUAUAGUUGUCAAGGAAUUGUUGGCGGUGAGCAUCAGGAAGGAAUAGUUACCGUAUCCCUAUGCAAGAUGUCGGAACUGCUCAGCACAUUCUCAAAGUAUCUUAACGUUAAUGUAUGGAGACAUGCAGUUCGACAAAGAUACGUUUUAUGCUCAGACGGUACUACCAUAUUCUCCAAUAGAUCUGAUAGUUAUGAUUUAUUCAAUGAUUUUUUCAAACUGAAAGAUUCCCCUCAGCUAACAGGAAUAGUGGAGACGAACAAAGACAAAAUGAAAGGACAAACAGAUAGAUAUAUAUGUUUCACGGUGACUGGGCACCAAUGCAGUAUUACCGAUGUUGAUUCUGAAUUUCAUUUAAAGAUUGAAUGGAUUUCAAGUGAAGAAAAGGAGCACCGAAAACUUAACAACAGUGAAUUGUAUACCUACACAUGCACCUGUAAUUUAUCAGGGGUUGAGGAAAACACUAGCUGCAAUGAAAGCAUAGACGCAUACGUUCUAAAUAAAACUCUAUUGUUUAAGGAAUAUAAAAUGAUCAACGAUGGCACUUACCAGUGUUCACUUGCACAGAAUAAAACAGACAACUGGAGUACUAACACCAGAUUACCGAAAUGGGCUUCAGGAAUUAUUCAAGUAUAUCUACUUAUUGGUGCUUCCGUUGUAUGUGGUAUGGUUAUAGUCGGUGUGUUUAUCUUGGCCAGCAGAAGAGGUCUGUAUGACCACCCAAAUGCAACAAAUCCACCAGAAAGCUUACACUCUGGAUUACCUGAUGACCAAGAACAUGGGUCUGUUGAUAACGAGUACGAAGAAAUUGACAGUGUCUCUUAUCAUUCAGUAAACUUACGUAGUUACGGUUUUGAAAACACCAACCGACUGAACUCCGAAAAUGAUAGAGUUUCUGAUAAUAGACCAAUUUCUAGCAGUAGUAGAAGUUCUUUAACAUUGUUUCAUUUCUACAUAAACACAUCUAUUGGCAGUACGAAUAAUAUGCCGGCUAGUUACGAAAAUGAAUUAAGUCAUCCAAGUCAACUGGGCACUUGCGAUAUUUGGACUAAUAAUAGCCAAAGCAAUAAUACUUCUGAAAGUGGAACACUUCAAGUUAAUCAAUACAUGAACAUCGCUAAUUCCGACUUCCCAAAUGAGUAUGAAGAUUUGAAACACCAAAGUGGCGAUACACACACAUACGAAACUCUUCCUUCAGAUGGUUAGAAAACAAAGUGGAAACUGCAAAGGAAUAAUGAAUACGUUCCAAGUUGUUUUCUUUGUCGCUCAUGACUCUUGCAUGGAAUUUCUUGAUAUGAUUACAUAUGAAUAGCAAUACACAGUCGUUAACAAUUGAGAUAUGACUAUACAACAUAUAAAGCUCUAAAUCGUCCCGAGUCUUAGAUAACACGUUAAUAAAUGAACGUACAAAACAAACAUUUCGAAAACAAAGAUAUACUGCUAACGUGAAUGUUUUGAUACAAAUGAGAGAUUAUACAAGCUAUAAAACCAGGUUAAAUCCACCAUUUUCUACAUAAAAAUAUGCUUUUACCAAUUCAGGAAUAUGACAGUUAUAAUCCAUUCGUUAGCCUUUUGAUUACGGAGUGUCCGAUUUGAUUUUUCAUCGGAAUUCGGUAUUUUUAUUAUUUUACUUUAUACAUAUUCAUGCAUCAUCAGGAAAGAUGAAAAGAAAGAACUUAAGUAAUAAAAUUGUGUGUCUCCUGACAGAAUGUGAAAUACAAGAAUGAUUAUACAGCUGAAACGGGGGUGUAAACUAUUUGUAUAAAGUUUAUAUUUCAGAAGGUAGAACACCUGGAUACUGCCUAUGGUGUAUAAACGAUUUCCACUGGCAUUUGUCUUUCGUUUUUGUGGUUCAGCGACUGCUUACAUAUGUUAAAGGCUUAAAAGUUUAUAUAAAUUUUUGACAUAGAUAUCCCGGUUACAAUGAGUAAUAUGACAACUGUAUUUUUUUAGGGGCCAGCUGAAGCCCGUCUCCGGGUGUUGUAUUUUCUCGUUAUGUUGAUCCAUUGGUAGUCGUGUGCUGUUUUCUACUCUUUGGUCGGGUUGUUGUCUCUUUGCUAGGUUCCCCGUUUCAUUUCUCAAUGUUAUUGUUGGUAUAUAGCGUCAUUGCAAAGUGUACAUAUUUGACAAGCAUGAUUCAUCUGACCUUGACGUAAUUUUUAUGGUUCAUUUGUCGACUUUAGGUUUUGUGAUUAGGUUCGUUUAAGAGAUAUUAUCAGCAAUACAUGCAUUAUGUUAGUUGUGUUUGUUUAAAGCAUGAUUUGUAGGUGUACUUAUCCUUCUGCCAAAGGUCAUCUGACGGUGUCCUCAUUUGAAUCGUUUAUUGGUCAACGUUGUUAAUUGGUGAAUAGAAAUAUAAUAUUGUUAUGUCGGUAUUGUGGGACUUAUCUGAUCUCAACAUUAUUUCAAUGAACCAUUGAUAAUGUUGACGGUUUUGUCUUCUUGUUAACAAACAAAUCCAGUUUGCAACAUUGUUGUUUCUUUUGUUAUUUAUUUCCAUAUCUAUAUAUUUUUUA